GGACGAAAAAAAUAGUCCGUCUGCUCGUUUUCCGUUUUCAAUGAUCUCGUCGGUUAACGAUGGAGACACGCCUACCACAGACAUGCAGGCUCCAAGUCUGUUAGAAUCGUCUUUACAGUUGUCCAAUGCUCUGAUGCAAACUGACAAUGACUCACACUCUACCUUAUUUCGAUCGGCCUCCAACGACCAGCUGAAUGGCACAACUAAUCACACAACCAAACGACCGCGCAUUACUCGCGAAUCCGUCUUUCGAUUCGGAAGAUCUAAGCAACCAAUCGUCGAUGCUGUUCCUGCUUCACCGUCACCACCUCCUGCACAAGAAGAGAAGAUGGCAGAGGUUCGAUCGCUGUUAGACGAGCUUCGACUGCAAUUGAUGGCAGCCCAAAGCGACAAAGCAAUGCUGGAGUCCACGUUCGAGACGGAAAAGGCGGAAUUGCUUCGCACCAUACACGAAAAAAUAAAGGAGAAAACGGAAGCCGAAUCUCGCGCUGUAUAUCACUUUCAGCAGGUUGAACUGUUGAAGAAAUCAAACAAAGAACUUGAAACUGAACUAGAGACAUUUAAGGGAAUGAGAGAUGAUGAACGAAUACAGCUGCGAGCGGAAAAUUCAGAUAUGAAGCAGGAGCUGAGAACAUUAAAACGAGAAUACGAGUCUGCUCGUCAGGAUUGGUCGCUAAAGGAGGCAGAAUAUGUCAGAGAAAGAGAUCAAAUGAAGAUAACUGUAGACGCUUUAACUCAGCAGCAACAGCAAAAUUCUGAGCUUUUGAAGCAACGUCUGGAUGAAGCAACAAUUACAAUGCAGCGUCUGGCAAGCUGUGAAACCGACUUACAGAAAUACCAGGCACUCGAUCUUGAUCCUGAACACAUCAAACACGUUGAAGAGGAAUUGCACUCACAUGUCGCAAAUGUACAUCGUCUAGAAAAGGAGAACGGUAUACUUAAUAGAGAUCUGCGACAUUACAAAUCUAUUUACCAAAACGUAGAAAAGUUACGAGAGCAAAAGUAUGAACUGGAACACCAACUGCGAAAUAUGGCGGUGUUCAAGGAUAAAUCUGUCCAAUUGGAAGUGGAAAACGCUGCCAUUAAACGUGAAAGAGCAGAAUGGGCUACUUUUCUGGAGAAUGCGGAUAAUAUUGGAUUUACCACGCCAUAUACUGUUUGCAGAGAACUCAAUCUUUUACGAAGUGAAAAGUCUUCUGCUGCGAAAGUUGAGGAUGAUUUGUCCGAGCUUAUGAAAAGCCAGGAGACGCUAUUGAUGGAAGCUGAAAAACGUAUACUGGAGCUGAAUGCACAGAUUCAACAAAAAGACAACCUGCGACAAGUUGAUCAAGUCAAUACUGAUAUUCUCAUGAAAGACAAACAAUUACUACAAAAAGAAAUAGGCAUUCUCAGAGAGCAGCUGAAAUCUUAUGACAUUGAAGAAAUUACUUACUUGAGCGAACGGUACGACUCAGCCAAGACCCAGCGUCUCAACGAACUUGAAGGCCUGCUCGGACAAUAUCGUGUUGAAAUUGAAGCACUACGCACCAUGAUGACAGCCGAACGAACCAGAGCACUGCAAGAUCGCUCAGGGCAACAGGCUGACAACAUGCCUGCUAUUCUACAGCUCCCUACCGGAGAGCAGAUCAAAGCUAGUUUGGUCGAUCUGGCCACAGCCAAAAUUGAUCUUAUGAAAAAAUUGUCGAAUCUAGAUGUCGAAUUCCAGCUCAAGACAAAGGACCUGGAGGUCUUGCAGAAGCAAAUUGAUAUCUUACGACAUGGUCUAGUUGUAGGCGGUUUGAACGAAGAACUUAUACGAAGCGUUGCUGAGGUUCAACCAGUACCCACCACCAGUGUGCACGACGAGGACAGUCCAAUGACAGAAAGCAAAGAGCCAAAGCAGCGGAUAUUACAACUCAAGGAUAACCCGGCCUCAAAAGAGCAAGCCAUACGGCAAAGUAUGUUGGAUGACUUGAAGAAAGAGAAUCAAGAGUUGAUUGCUCGACUUCAGCAGUCCAGUGAUGGCACGGCGAUGGCUGGCGUCAUAGAGUCUACUAUUCCAGCUCAAAGCUUCGACAACUUGCAGGCUGAGAAGGAACAAAUGGUGACUACAGUUGCACAGAAGGAGAAAAGAAUUCUUCGAAUGCAACAAGUUUGGGCAGCCAAAGUACGAGAAUACCAUGAAGCUGUUGCAAGCUUGUUAGGCUACAAAGUUGACUUUUCUGCUGACGGCAUGGUUCGGCUGGCCUCCAUGUACGCGGACCCCAACGAUAUUUCAUUCGUUUUCAAGUCAUCAGAAAACGAUCAAGGCACCCUCAAGAUUGUUGGAGCGAACAAGGAUAUGUACAUGAAGACUUUGGAGAGUAGCUACAACUAUUGUGUCAAUGAACGUGGCAGCAUUCCAGCAUUUUUGAGCGCCGUGACCAUGGAAUUAAUCGAUUAGUAAGUACAGCCAAUGUUGAAUUGGUAAACAGAAGGAAAAUGCGGUUGAAGAUAAGCGCUAGAAUACUGAUACGUACUGUUUACA
This is a messenger RNA of Umbelopsis ramanniana AG, 2506 nucleotides long. RefSeq lists its product as uncharacterized. The record is from RefSeq and is a predicted model, not a curated record. The coding region runs from base 41 to 2422 and encodes 793 amino acids. The transcript has 11 exons. NCBI's taxonomy places the organism in Eukaryota, Fungi, Mucoromycota, Umbelopsidomycetes, Umbelopsidales, Umbelopsidaceae. Gene Ontology annotation, biological process: attachment of mitotic spindle microtubules to kinetochore; mitotic spindle assembly checkpoint signaling. Gene Ontology annotation, cellular component: mitotic spindle; kinetochore; nuclear envelope.